This is a messenger RNA of Cercospora beticola, 576 nucleotides long. RefSeq lists its product as uncharacterized. Lineage: Eukaryota; Fungi; Ascomycota; Dothideomycetes; Mycosphaerellales; Mycosphaerellaceae. The record is from RefSeq and is a predicted model, not a curated record.
GACGAAGGCAGGGAAGUAUUGCUUCAUCAGAUCGUCUCGUUACUGUCAUUUGUUUAUUAUCACCUUACGCUUACGACGUUUCGAUCAAGAGCAUCAUGAAGGCCACUUUCAUCAUCUUCGCUGCUCUCUGGGCAAUGGUGGUUGCUGCCCCAAGCCCCAAGUCAAGGAAGAGCAAAGGCCGUAAGGGCGGAUCGUCAAGUGGCACAACUUACUACUGUAAUCGGGGAUGGGGAGGCAAUGGUGGCUGCGAAGCAUUGGGUAAAUUCACAUUUUGCUGCAGUACAGCCGAAGGCGGGCAAUUCGUUCAUGAGAAAGGCGAUGCAUACAACGCUGGGCUGGGAGGAUGUGCGGAUGGCGGCGUGAUCAUGUGUGCGUCGUAGAGAAACACCCAAGUCUCAAUUGGAAUGGUCUGCUCUAAACGUGCUAGCCUGUCCACGGAACAUGAAAAGCGUCUCAAAACGGAAGGAAACCAAUUUCAAUUGAGGAGUUACUAUCAGCAAGCAUUGUUCCAGUCUUUAAUGUAACACAGGCAUACUUUUAGCAAUGGCGUAUUGGAUCGGAUUAGCACAUAAUUCA